AUGAGACCUAAGGCCCCUCUACAACUAGGUGAACCCACGAACGUCAUCUACCGGAUCCGGUGUAACUCCUGCGAAGCCAACUACAUUGGGGAGACCGGCAAACGGCUGCAGACCCGUGUUGCAGAACACAUGAGGGCAGUAAGGCGAAUGGACCCUUUAUCUCUGGUGGCCGAACACUUCGCCGAUGCCGGACACACGUUCGCCUUUCAGCAUGCCAAAAUUCUGGGCCGCAAAAACGAUCGCAUAGCCAGGGAAUCAAUCGAGGCUUGGCACACGGGGACAACCUCCAUCAACCGCUGUGUGGCUCUUCGCAUUGCCUAUCAAGCCCUUCGAGCGCAGCUCAGUAAACAAAUGAGCAGACGUGCACCCAGGCUAAAUAUGAAGCCAGACAUGAGCGAGUCCAUGGCGGAUACACACUCGGCCACCCCUCAACCGGGUUCCGACGAAGGCGCAGUGCUCACCACAGCCGGUCCAUCUACUAGUCCGGCGGACGAGAAAACGGACAGUUGUUGCGGCGUAAACAAGAUUGCCAGGCUUGGACGACAGCUACGGUCAAUGAAGGUACGAACGACGAUCACCAACGUCUCAACACCGGCCUCCGAUGUGGAUUGA
Molecule: messenger RNA, 612 nt
Organism: Spirometra erinaceieuropaei
Lineage: Eukaryota; Metazoa; Platyhelminthes; Cestoda; Diphyllobothriidea; Diphyllobothriidae
Source: the annotation of a GenBank genome assembly